Brassica napus (rape) is the source of this 507-nucleotide messenger RNA. RefSeq lists its product as uncharacterized. The transcript is spliced from 4 exons. The coding region runs from base 26 to 442 and encodes 138 amino acids. Lineage: Eukaryota; Viridiplantae; Streptophyta; Magnoliopsida; Brassicales; Brassicaceae. The record is from RefSeq and is a predicted model, not a curated record.
AGGUGACUAUCUCUGUGCUAUUCGGAUGCUAAUGGUUCAGUUCAGAAGAGAAUUCUCGUUUUGUGACUCUUUGUACCUUUGGGAGAUGAUGUGGGCUCUUGAGUACGACCCAGAUCUCUUUCACGUAUACGAGGCGCAUCAAUGCGGGAGUGAGAAAGUCGAAGUGUCCAACGGUAAACCAAAGUCGAUGAGCCAAUGUGGAAAGUACGAGAGGCAGAACAUGAGGAAUGGUGGAAAAAGCACGGAAGGUCCUUUGCCUAUAUCUGUUUUCUUAGUGGCCAGUGUCUUGAAAGACAAGAGUUCUAAGCUCAUGACUGAAGCUCGUGGACUUGAUGACGUUGUUAAGAUACUUAACGACAUGAGUGGAAACUUGGAUGCCAAGAAAACAUGUUCUGGAGCAAUAAAGAUUCACAAGAAAUAUCUGAGAAAGGCUAAGAAAUAGUAUUGCCGAACGUUCAUUAUUCUCUUGCUUAAACCCUUGGAAUCAUGAUAAAACUUUUUAAACGA